CCUCCAUCCUCCUCAUAAAUCUAUUGGUUGUGGUCUCGGCUCCACCAUCCAAUGCUUUGCUGAUCAGACUGCAGUUGUAUUUCGGGGAAGUUGGCAGCCGGCUGCUCACGGCGAAAGGCUCUCCUCUCUCUCCGGCGCUUGGACAGUGGAAUUAUGAGCAGAGCUGAACCAGCCUCUAUCACCCUGUAUUGAAUCUGUUUCUGUUUCACACCGAGAAUAAUUGAACCGACCAUGGAGAUUGGAGUGCGCAUCUUCUUGGCGUUCCUCGUCCCUCAGGUUGCCUCCGUAGGCGGCCAAAAGGAGGUAGGCCCUGAGGGCUGUGUGCCAGGCUUCGAGGUCAAACACUACCAGGUGGCGUACAGUGGACCAUUCCAGAAAGGCCAGUCGCUUCUACGAGUUGAGUUUGAUGACUGCGCGGGGAACGAGAACCUGAAGUUUGAGGUGUCAGACCCCAGCUUCCUUGUGGAUAAAGAUCUGAAUCUGGUUGCUCAACGUGAAGUCCUCACCUGCGGGCCCGUCCUGCUCGUCCACGGGCUGAGUGCACAUGCAGAUGACACGGCACAGGUGGAAGUCAAUGGACUGCCAGGUCACUCGCAGCACACACUCAGGGAUAUCCUGGGUGUUGGUCAGACACUGCCACACAGAUCUAAGAGAUCCCUGCUGGUCCCACCUGUGAUCAUAACUGAGAACCAGAGAGCCCCUUUCCCCAAGGUCAUUGGCCGGUCUCAUGUGAUUUCAACAGAGAAGCCUGGAAACCAUAUCUUCAGACUGACAGGUCCUGGUGCUGACCAGGAUCCCAAAGGUCUCUUCACCAUCGACAUAGACACAGGAGAAGUGUCAGUCAGCCGCUCAUUGGACCGGGAGGCCAUUGACUCCUACCAGCUGGAAGUGUCAACCACGGACUUCGAGGGAAACCUUGUCGAGGGACCGGCCAUUCUCAUGAUCACUGUCAUCGACCAAAAUGACAACCGGCCUAUUUUCAAAGAGACACGUUACACAGGAGAAGUGCUUGAGGGAUCCCCGUACGGAACCAUCGUGAUGGCGAUGACAGCGCUGGAUGCAGACGACCCGGCCACAGACAACGCCGCACUACGCUACAGCAUCGUCAGGCAGUCACCGGACAAGCCGUCCUCCAGCAUGUUCUACAUCGAUGAAGAAAGAGGCGACAUCGUCACACACAUCUCCCCUACGUUACUGGACAGAGAGACACUACCAACCACGACGUAUGAGUUGGAGAUUGUGGCCAAGGACAUGUCGGGAAGAGAAGUGGGCCUGACAGGAACCGCCACAGCGACCAUCACCAUCACAGACAAGAACGACCAUGCUCCUGAGUUCACACAUCCACUGUUUGAGGCGUAUGUCUAUGAGGGCUCGACAGGCGUGGUGGUCAACCUGACGGUAGACGACAGAGACGACCCAGCCACCGGGGCGUGGCGAGCAACCUACUCCAUCAUCAACGGAGAUCCCGAGCAGAGCUUCGAGAUCCAAACCAACCCAGACAACAACGAGGGCAUGCUCUCUGUUGUCAAGCCUCUAGACUACGAGGCCACGGCUUUCCACACGCUACUCAUCAAAGUAGAGAAUGAGGAUCCUCUGGUUCCAGACGUCGGCUAUGGCCUCAGCUCUACAGCCACGGUCCACGUCACAGUCCAGGACAUCAACGAGGGCCCUGUCUUCUUCCCAGACCCCCUGGUAGUCACCAGGAUGGAAAACAUCCCUGUGGGAAGCUUAGUGGCUUCACUCAACGCUACAGAUCCAGACAUACUACACAUUCAGAGCAUCAGGUACGCUGUCCUGCGAGACCCAGCAGGCUGGUUGAGUGUGAACCCUGUCAGAGGAACUGUCAACACGUCAGCCCCGCUGGACCGCGAGUCUCACCAUGUCCAUGACAACAAAUACACAGCUGUCUUCAUCGCCACAGACAACGGCUUUCCUCCAGCCACAGGAACUGGCACAUUGAUCAUCUACCUGGAGGACUUCAACGACAAUGCGCCGUAUGUGGUGCCAUCGGAAGCACGAGUGUGUGAAGACACCCAUGACAUGAAUGUGGCCCUCGUUGGGGGGAGGGACAAGGACCUCCCGCCCAACGCUGCCCCCUUUAAGAUAGAGCUGGGGAAACAGCCUGGCCUUGAUAAAACAUGGAGGGUUACCAGGGUGAACUCCACACACUCACAAAUCAUGCUCCUGCACAGUCUGAAGAAAGCCAACUACCAGCUCCCGCUGAUCAUCACCGACUCAGGGGUGCCCCCUCUGUCCAACAGCACGGAAGUCAAAGUCCAGGUGUGCGUCUGUAAGAAGAACAAGAUGCACUGCAGCUCCGCCCACUCCCACCUGGCCAGCCUUCGGGUGCUGCUCGCGACACUCCUGCUGCUUGUCCCACUCUGCCUGUAGAUUCUGCUGAAACCUCUCGUAGUUCUUUUUUGCAACACUGAAAAGCAACGACUUAUCUCCCUCACGCAACCCAGGCUAAGGAGAGAAGAAGACGACGAAAAAAGAAGAUGAAGAAGCGAGAAGAAGCUUUCUCACUCCAACAAAUCAAUCGAGAAAAUAGAACACACAAUCCCCACAGGAAUAACUGCUGUACAGAACCACUCGUUUGCAUUUUUUUUCUCUCCGCCUGGCACUCUUGUCUCCUCUUCAUCUUCCCUUUCCUUGUUGCAUCUAUCCUUCCCAAAUUCAGGUCAUCUUAUCUCACAUGUUCUACACACUGUACUUAAUAACGAAUGUCAUGUUUAUCUUAUUCAUCCAUCCUCUUUACACUUUCUGUGCCAUCGAUUAUUCCAUUUAUUUGUGUGUUUUUACUCUGCUCCAUUUUGGCACUGCACCAUCACGCUGGCAGGCAAACGUUGUGUUAGCAGCAUUCAUGGCAACAUGCCACAUUGUAGGAGAUACUUGAAACAACAUGUCUAUUGAUAUUGUAACAAAACAAAAGCUAUAAAUCAAUUCCACAUUAAACCUCACCUUUAUCCUCUGCUCUUUAUCUUCACUUUGUUCUUUAUUUUACUCCUCUGUCACUCUGUCUCCUCCCAUAGCUACCUCUAUUUGUUUUUCUUUCUUUCUCCAUCUGCACCAUCCAUCCUUCCUUUACCCUCUCCAUACAUUGUCCACCUUUCCAUCUGCCUCUCUCUCCCUAACCUCCCCCCCCCCCCCCCCCCUCCAUCUAUCGACCUCUCUCCGUCUCUGGGUGGGCCCGGGAACACUGCGAAGGCUGAGCUACUGUCCCGGUCGUUGAGCAUUGACUUUUUGAUGUGUUCCUUUAUUUUCCUCGUCACAGACUGUGUUUGAUCUUGUUUCCCUCUUUCAGCGGAGUGAACAGAGCGUGUUUCUUUGUCUGCGGUGGUUGUGGUCUUUUAGGACAAGGUGGUAGCCAUAAGCCUUCAAAGCCAGAAUGUCUCUGGAGUCCUUUCUUCGAUUUGCUUCUGUUUUAUUGCGUUAGUUGUCAUGGAGUGGAAAACGGUAUAUCUUUAUAGUAACGGUGUAAACCUAAAAAAAAAAAAACUAUUAUAUAAAUAUUUUAUUUUUUACCAGUGUAUAAAUAUACAGUAUUGAUUAACUUAUGUACUUUGAUUGCAAGUUUUUUUUUGUCACCCACUCAGUGAGUAAAUAAAAAGGGGGAACUUUUUUUGUGGAUUUUAGGCACUCUUUCUAAUGCUAUCGACGUGUUGACUUUUACUGUAACAUCUUUUUAUGGGUUUGUUUUUGUCAUUAUUUCGAAAGCUGUGAUUAAUGACAGAACAGACGUCUUGCUUUGGUAACUGCCAUGUGUUUUUGGUCCAUCUACUGUUCUCUCUCUCUCUCCAUGUGUCACAAAGAAGAUGUGUAAGAAGAAAUCGAAGGCUGUGGUUUUGGUGGAUAGUUUUGCUUUUUUUUUUCUCUUGUGCUCAUUAAAAGAAGGUAGCCUGUGUGGGUUCAUGUGGAAGACCACCGUAAAGAAAAAGAUGACAUUUUGAAUGAGUUAUGUCUGUCUUUUGCACUAAUUUAAUAAAGCCGUUACUGAAAAUUCA
Molecule: messenger RNA, 4004 nt
Organism: Labrus mixtus (cuckoo wrasse)
Lineage: Eukaryota; Metazoa; Chordata; Actinopteri; Labriformes; Labridae
Gene: cdh13
Product: cadherin 13, H-cadherin (heart)
Exons: 15
Coding region: 232-2391 (719 amino acids)
Biological process (GO): cell-cell junction assembly; multicellular organism development; sprouting angiogenesis
Cellular component (GO): plasma membrane; catenin complex; adherens junction
Molecular function (GO): cadherin binding; calcium ion binding
Source: RefSeq, a predicted model, not a curated record